This is a messenger RNA of Penicillium atrosanguineum, 225 nucleotides long. RefSeq lists its product as uncharacterized. Lineage: Eukaryota; Fungi; Ascomycota; Eurotiomycetes; Eurotiales; Aspergillaceae. The coding region runs from base 1 to 225 and encodes 74 amino acids. The transcript has a single exon. The record is from RefSeq and is a predicted model, not a curated record.
AUGGGCCAGCAGAACCUAAUUACAUCCUUCAUCUGGAUCCACAUCACAUGCGACUACAGCGCUUCCGCCACAACCGAUAUGGAACUCCUCAAAACCGCCAAAGAUCUAAUCUACAGAGGGUACUGGGUCUCCUCCGUUUCGGAAACCAAGGCGACUGUUGCUCCUGUUCUAUCUAUCAGCUACGGAGCCCCUUUAAUGUUGCGGAAGACGAGAGAAUUAAAGUAG